AUGGGGUUAUUCUUCACAGGGGACGCGGGAAAACCUGGAAUCAACAAGCCAUUCCCAGGCCCUCCUGGUGCUAAAGGAGACCAGGGAGCAGUUGGGAAGACUGGAGCCCAAGGACCACAGGGUCCAAAAGGAGAAAAGGGACGGGAUGGAUCUGGGACAUCAGGGGUGAAGUACGUUCGCUGGGGAAGAACCACAUGUCCUAGCGGCGCUCAUGUAGUUUAUAAAGGUAAGAGAAUGGUCAUCCAAAUAGUAAGGGUUAUUGCACUCUACUGGUCAAUGCAAAUAGGUUCUUAAGUUGUGGAUCCGAGAGUGACUAGCGAAUAUUUCUAUAUCGAGUAAUUCUUUCCCAGUAUUAUUACGCUUAUUACAUUCAACGUCUUUGCUGCUCUCUCUUUCCAGACAACUUUAUUCCCUAUUUUUUAAACCAUCAUGAAAAAAGAAUUGUACUAGAUCGUUGUUUACGACCAUUCGGAACGUAAUAUAGAGUUAUUAAUCAAGUUAAUUUUGCUCCUGCCACUAGGUAUAAUGGGCGGAGAAAACUACUAUAACCAGGGUGGUGGGGUGAGUUACCUCUGCCUUCCACACAAUCCAAAAUAUGACAAGUACAAAAAUGGCCAUCAGGCCGCCGGAUACGUGUACGGCACUGAAUAUGAAGUGAGUCAAUACAACGGAGACCCUUUUAAGAGAAAUCUCCAUAAUCAUGAUGCGCCAUGCGUUGUCUGCUUCGUUAAGUCACGUGGCUCAAUGCUGAUGAUGCCCGCGAGGAAUGACUGUCCAUCUGGCUGGACCGAAGAGUAUCACGGGUACCUGAUGACUGCAGCUCGUGGCCAGAGGCAUGCAAGUGACUUCGUCUGUGUUGAUGGGGAUCCGGAGUCUGUUCCUGGUAGCCAUGCUGACAAAAAUGGUGCUUUGCUGUACGCUGUGGAAGGUGUUUGUGGCUCACUCCCGUGUCUUCCUUAUGUCGGCGGUCGAGAGUUGACAUGCGCUGUGUGUACCAAGUGAUGAGGGGCUUACAACAAGCUGCAACGUCAAAAAAAAGGAUAAUUAUAUUUGAUUCGAAAUAUCAUAAUACGCCAUUAAGUUAAAAAAAACGUGAAGGAAAGUCCAUUGUAGCAUAACACUAGCUACAUGUACAAGUAAAAACAAUAAAAAUAAAAGAUAAUCAGUCAGAAAAAACAAUAUGUUACUUUACUGGGAAUCUUUAAGCUCCUAUAUCCUUUUACCUUGUCCGAAAUCAAGGAAGAAAAGCAUUUCAAAAUACUUUGACGCUUAUACGCAGCAAAUAAUAGAUUUUUUUAAGUGGCAAUAAACGCAUGUUCGUCAUUGAAUACACCACAAUUUUUUUUUUAUGCUAUAUUUCGGCUAUUUUGAUUUAACUGUACUGCGAGACUUUGGUGAGGAAAUAGUCAAGUAUCUAUUUAAUUCAACUGGACAUUUUCUUUCCUCUUUCUUGCCGAGACAUUCUUUAGAGAAGUUGAACGUUGAUUGACCGUAAGAUGAUAUUGCACACUUGCGUACGUUAUCUGGUUCACAGGACACCCAAUAUAAUUUUCUAUAUCACCAUUAAUCUUUCGACCUGACAACAGGGAAUUAUUUAGAAUGAGAUUAAGCUGUUGGCAAAGAGACACUGCUCGCGUUUAAAGCUUAAAACAGUAUAAGUUCUUUUUCAGCUUCAAGAUAAUGAACUCAGAGUCGUCUCUAUGAAGAUAACAAAAACUCUAAAUGAAAAUAUGGCUGUCACAUUUGUAAUCGCAAUUGAAGCAAUUACAAUUUAACCCGAUAAAAAUUCGGGGCUAACUUAAACGCGAUUAAAACCCAUGAACUAUAAAGAUCUAUACAUUGGGAGCAGGGCAAUUUGUUGAGUUUAUCUUACACGCGAAAGUUCACAUCAUCGUCACUGCACAACAGAAACUGUCUCGUCAUUAAUAAUGAUAAUAAAGCGAUUUACAAUUAAAUUCGAAAAUGUAUCUAAAAAUUAAAGUCACACACUGUCUGUCUUUUCAUUGGCUAAGAGUCUACAUUUAAAUUUGGAAAUCAGCGCAACCUACAGAUAAGUUAGUCAUCUUGAAAAAGAUAAGAUAAGGAAAUAAACCCCAAAUGGCACUUGAACAACUCUUCAUUAUCAAUUACUACUCCCGUGAUUCUGUGUUUUCGCUCGUGCUCUAUUUUCUCGUAUUUAAAGAAAAUAUUUAGUCCCAGGGCAAAAGUUACAACAUUUAAGAACACUUAUCAACCUUUGCCCCCUAAUUCUAUCGCUUCCACAUUCAGAAUCAAGAGCGUAAGGAAAGUAUCUAGAGCUUACAAUACUGCAUGCAUGCUGUUUAGCGGUAGGAAAAAACAGCCCGUUGAAUCACCAUCGGAUGCCGAAUUAUGAUACAUUUCCCCAACGUAGCUUUCUUGUUGGGCUAAGUUUACACCAGAAGAGAUUUCUCCGAAUUCAUAAAUAUUUCCGAAUUUACUAUAUUUAGAGUAUUCGGAUUUGCAGGCGGCUUUUACACACAUCAAUUCAUCUGAUUGAACAUUCGACAAUCGGUUGCAAAAUAUAUUGUAUUCACUUUUGAUUCCGCAUUCAAAAUCUUGGGAUACGCAACCAAACCGGGACUCUUUAUUUUGGAUUCACGCAUCUUCGUGAACGUCAAAACGGAUCCACUACCAAAAUUUCCCCACUUAGAUUCGUCAAGAAUGAGGGCAAAUCUACUCCAGUUUAAACUUAACCCGUUUGUUUGCCGGCGAAAUUGCCGGCUAACGGUAGUCCAUAUUGUACAAGCGCAUUGCACAUGGCUUUUCAGUUUAAAAGUCGCUACUCGAAUUUAAACGAAGGAAUAUGUGCGUUGCGAAAUUGCGGUUUGCUGGUACGUUAAUAUGCAGUUAUAGCAUCAACCAUACAAAUGAGGCAAGGUGGAAAAUGUGGUCAGUGCCGAGCGUAUAGUGUAUCAUUAAAAUGUUGGGUGGAGAGUCUACUACUGUCUACUAGACAAUGAACUUCGUCAAUUUAACAGUGAAUGGUUUGGCUGAAUGAGCGUCCGUGAAAACUUCAAGUUGUAAACCUAUACGUCAUAGGACCUGUUCAUUAAAUCGGCGUCAGUCAAUUGAAUCGUUAUUUAGUAUUAAUAGCAUACUAGACUUUCUAUUCUCAAUGCUGAUGGUAUAUAUAUUAUUAGAGUCAGAAUUACCAAUCAAAUCAGUUUAUUACAAAAAGAUUUCUUCUCGCACUGCAGCUGACCCACUAGAACAAUUCCGAUACAAAUUGAAAGUUUACUCAGGACGGUAUUCUCUUGUAUUCAAUCGCAGAUUUGCAUAUGGUCUAGCAAUUUGGCUUUGUCUACAAAUACGUCAAAUAGAUUUUAAUUAGUUUCUGAACAAACAACAGUUUCUUUUCUUAAGGCAAAAAUGAGAGGCAAAUUUUCAGGACAAACAAGUGAUUUUCAACGUCAGUUUCUGAGUAAGCUGCCUGAACACGCAAGUAACUAAGAAAAACCUCGAGAAGUUUAAGUCGACGGAGUUACUAAAGUAAUAAGUGAAAAUCGCCCUAUUCGUGUGUUUUAUAAUUACACAUUAAGUACAAAGCCAUACUAUACUCAUCUGUGUUUGUUCGCAAUAAAACAACGUCAUGCAUAUGAGUCUUGUGGCGUGAUGUCGUGGCAAACAUAAUGCAAGAUGGCUAUAAUUUCCCUAGGAAAUUAUUUCACUCUAAAAGCCUUCCCUAACUAAGAAUCAGUCAACUGUUUGUACAACCAACCCAUGAAAAGAUAGCGCGGAGAAGAUCGCUGGGAUGCGAUGUGAGAAGCCAGUGAAUUACGAUCGAUCUCUCGCGUUCUCAUGUGUACUGUAGUCGAUGAUUUUCACGUAGUAUUUCUUUCCCUUAGUCAAAUUAUCAUUAGCACGCCUCCAAUUCCUUUGUUUGUUUAAUGCUAGCAUUAGUACAUUAGGUCAAUGCCGGACUCCUGAUAAAUUAGAAGGGGAAAGGGCAGAAACAGUUAGAGUUCCGACACUCACUGCAGAAACAUUAAAUACCUGAGCUAAAUGUUAUGGAUCAGAGCGAGUGAGAUCGCGACCAGGGAUCGCACCCUUCUCUGAGGUUUGUGGCGGAGAGAGAUGAGGGGUCUCAAAAUUUAACCUUAGGCCCGUCGAAUUUCACAUGUGCCUUAUUUGGUCUGAUUCAGCUCCCAUUUUAGUCGACUAAAAUAAUUUUUACAUACGGCAGUUUAUUCAGACUUCGGAUAUAAUGGUGUCGAAUUUAACUGCCGUCCUUUCGUUGUCCAAUAUGGAUAACACUUUCUUACAUAAUGCAUUAUAUUCUGCACAUGUGAAAUGCGUCGUCUUAAUCAAAUGUCGAACCCAAGUCGAAUCUUCGACUGUUUCAGUGGCAGAUUUGGCAAAGUCGUAUUUAAUUUAAAAGUGUCGAAUUCAACUGAUUCAGAUGUCGCAUCUCUUGUGCAGUUUAUUCUCGAAUUAAAUUCGGCAAUUGUGAAAUUCGCGGUUUGAGAAAUCGCAGCUACAGAAGUUAAAAACAGCGGCAGUAAACUUUGAAUUGAAUUCAUCAAGAAAGUUUAAUCGUGUGGCAGUCGCUUAACAUGAAAAGCAAAAUCUUUGCGCCUGCUAAGAACAGCUAAAGAACAUUGAAUUCAGACGGUAUAAAAAAAAAUUACCUCAGUACAUUUCAUCCGGUUCCACUCCAGAUGUAAUGGCCAGAAUAAUACGUUGCAUUAGGAGUUCAGAAGGCUUUUUUUCCCUCUCUGUUUCAAUUAGUUAGUCAAUUGUAGUCUGAGCACUCUCGACGUGUAUUGAAUGAUGGUCAGUGUUAUUGAUACUAUAAGUUAGAAUUAUAAAUAAAUUAUUCACACAAUUAGAUGUUAUUUGAAAACCCGUAUCAUGAUGUGAAAAAACCUACGGAUUCAAAAUUCCCAGGCUAACAAUACUGGGCUGAUACUAACAACCAUAAAUGCCACUCUUAGUUUUUAAGGGAACAAUUUUGCUUGCGCAUUCUGCCUAAAAUAAUUCGGGUUCUAUAUUAUACACGCAACUUUAGCGAUAAUCCAUAAUAAAAAUGUACAAAUAUCAAGCAAUAAUAAUCUGUCGCAAUAUUUAGUAAGCGCUUUUAAGGUGGCUAUUAAGAAGACGAAAUUAUAAAAUCUGAAAUGCUGAAAAAUACGAAAUUAUUCAUUGAUUCUAACACAGAACUUUUUCACGACCUUGUUCGUUGAUCAUUAUUAUAAGGGUUUCGUGGAAUCCAGGGCCGGUUACUUCAGUACCACGGGAAAAGCGGAAAUUCCGGAUGGAUAAUCAAACCUCGGUUCGCGCUAUUCCAUAUUUGUUAAGCUUCAGAAAACAUGGGCUGCUAUUUGUAUGAGCGAUGCAAUUUUUCCACUCUUUUUAGUCUGCAAAGCUGAUUUGGAUAUACUUUGUAGCGGGUCGUUUUCCAACCACGUCAAAUUUUAUAGUUUUGUGUAUAGUUUUGUGUUUAUGAAAAAGAUUCCCACCCGGGUGGUUUGUGUAAAUGGCAAGCACCCCUGUUAUUCAAAAACUUACUUCCGGUUAAAGUAGUACUACGUCAGAGACGCGAAAAAAUUCUCGCUUAUUUUUCUGCGUAUCAUAAUCCAGUGAUAUCAACAAAGCAUUAACAAAUUUCUUGUGGUGGAUAGAAAGAGAUAUCUUUCUUUUUCUCUUGGAUUUAACUGAUUUCAAAAGUUCAAGUUCGGAAAGCGCUACUCGAUCGGCAAUGAAAUUAUCGCCAAUCGUGUUACAUCGGACCGGACUGCGCUUGAUGGUUGUGUCGGUGAUGUUCUGUGUCAUCCUUGUUCAAUUGACUUCUGCUAAGAGUCAGUCGUUGCUGUACCGAGGACCGAGAGCAGCCAAGAAAAAUGCCAACUCUGUCGGCGGUGACUUUGAAAGAAGACUGAACGCCAUGGAAAAAAGGUAAGCUUUCAAAUGAAUAUCCUUUGUUGAAUCGAAUUCAGAACUUUUUUUUCCCGUCGAUAAAUUUCUCUAGAGGAGUCUAAACCAAUGACAAGGUUUAACACAUUUGUAGACGAGGACCACUUAAGUCUAGCUUCAAUGUAAAACGGUCACGCAUCUUACUCUAAGGUGCAAUUUGUUCUUGACUGACUGUAAACUUAACAAGUGACUCUAUUCAAAAAACUACGUUUCGAGAUUAGUUUUCUGGUUGACUGUUGUUGAAAAUCUUCGGGCGUUGAUUGUAGGAAAAUCAACCUUUGAUCACUGUUGUCUCUUUGAUUUUCUCCACUGAAGGCACAACACCAGCACAAGCUUGACAAAUAAGCGAUUGGAAGAGAUAGAAAAAGGUUUGUGAUGUUAUACAAAUUGAAAAGUAGUCCUGAAGUUUAAUUCAGAUCCAUCCAGUUCUUCCUCUAUAAGUACUUUCUGCAUUACUUGAAUGAACUACUUCCUUUCAAAAUAAAGAAUGAUGGUCGAUUUUUAAGCUCGGUGGAGAAAUUUUCCUUUCUGCCUUUUUGCCAAUUUUUAUCCAGAUUUUAAUGGGAGUAGAAAACAAUUUUAAAUAACCGUUUUGAUUUGAAAAACUACAGUAUUCUGAGAAUUAAAUAUUACUUAAUGUACCGAAAGCAUGUCCAGAGUCCAGUGUGAUGAAAAAACAAAUACGGCAGGAAGAGAAGAAUGAAGAUUUCACGCGAACUCACUCUCUUCUUCAAAAGCUCAUCAUUGUUGAAAUUUUUACAUGUAACGUGCAACCACUCAACAAUUAAUGACAACGUUAACCCUGCCCUGCAAUAAAAAUACCGUUUGUUACUGUCGUUUGUGUCUCUUUUCAAUUGUUUAGAGCACCACAACACCGAAAUCUGCCAUUUAGGCAUGUGGAUAAAUAAAAAUCAUUAUGAAGUUUUGAACCUUCUUUAGCGUGAUCCGUCUGUAGACAAGAUUUCACCCUUUACGAGUAUGAAGAGUUUUGAUCGUUUUCAUUUUAAUUGCGUACUUCAAGGAGGGCUUUAUUUUUGAGGUCUACAAGAUAGAACAGCUGAACAGAACAGCAGAGAGUUCUAUUGAGAUUAUAUAUAGCUAUAAUGCAAAUUUCUAUACCGCGCGCUCUCAUUGCAUGAUAUAUAAGCUGCAAGGUAUAAAGCUGUAAAAAAAUUGCCUACUAUACAAGCUUAUAAGGAAUCCAUUCUAAGAGUGUAACUGUCAGGUUUAUCAGCCAUGUUAUCUUUUCGUAGACUUGAUCUGCUGUUGCGUAUACCAUCUCGAUCAGGGGACUCGUAUGCGUCGCUACUGGUCUACUUAUUAGGUUGGUAAAGGAACUUGAUUUAAAAGGAUGAAUACACUUACUAUAGGUGACUGAAAAAGCUAUAUUUUCUAGCUUGAAGCCCAGAUAAAUAAGCAGUUGUGGGAAAUAAAAGAUUUUACUCUUCCUACAAGAGCAGAAAAAUAUCAUCCUUUUUCUUAAGCGGUUUUAAUCCUCUGUUUAACUAAUCAAAAAAUAUUCUGUAAAAGUACCUGAAUUUGAUAGUGGGCGAUUACUGGUCCACAUUUUCUCUCUUGAUUCGGUUUCUUUGAUGAUGUUGGUAUAUUGAAGAUGAGGUUUUUAAAAACGCUUGGAAAAAUGUCUUACUCGGUGUUAUUGCUUUGUGUUUCUGAUUUCACAAACUAGACAGUUAAGUUAAUCCAGACGAAAGAAAAAAAGUGUACUAAGGAAGGGUAACCGCGUACUGCUUUUCUCGGUUCCUGUUUCCAGUAAUCAGCAACGUGACUUUGUUACAAACAAGUAAAAACAGUAGUUUCACGAAGGUUAAAAAAACUGAGAUAUUUAUAACUAAGUAGUAUUGUUUUAGAUAUUAUAAGUAACCAAGAAUUAGCGGCUGUGAGUGGGUUAACCUAUCAAUUAAGGCUGUGUGCUUGGCGUUCAUCCGUUCUUGGUGUAUUUCAGGCCAGCAUGGUCAAAGUACCCUGGGAAAGGUGCGCGUUGGACAAGCUGGUCCCCCUGGGCCUCCUGGGACACCUGGGCCAGCUGGACUAACCGGGAAAACUGGAGCUACUGGACCAUCAGGACCUAAAGGUAAAAUUAUCUGUUGUUUCUUUCUUGGUGUUACAAACGGGUUAAUCACCAAAUGACGUAAUUCAUGCAAAAGAUUGAAAAGACGCUAAAUAAUACCCACACCAAAACACAAGAGCGAAAAGCAAUAGUUUUCGAGCUGGCUCCACGGCACCUAACUGAGAAAUUAAAAGCGCUCGUAUCUAAUCGGCGGAAAUUAAAUUUUCUGGCAAUGAAAUACCCAAUAACGUUGUUGAGUGCUCAGCAUGAGGUUAUUCUUCACAGGGGACGCGGGAAAACCUGGAAUCAACAAGCCAUUCCCAGGCCCUCCUGGUCCUAAAGGAGACCAGGGAGUAGUUGGGAAGACUGGAGUCCAGGGACCACAAGGUGCAAAAGGAGAAAAGGGACAGGAUGGAUCUGGUACAUCAGGGGUGAAGUACAUUCGCUGGGGAAGAACCACAUGUCCUAGUGGCGCUCAGGUAGUUUAUAAAGGUAAGAGAAUGGUCAUCCAAAUAGUAAGGGUUAUUGUACUCUACUGGUCAAUGCAAAUAGGUUCUUAAGAUGUAGAGUGAUUAGCGAAUAUUUCUAUAUCGAGUAAUUCUUUUCCAGUAUUAUUAAGCUUAUUACAUUUAACGUCUUUUCUGCUCUCUGUUUCCAGACAACUUUAUUCCCUAUCUUUUAAACCAUCAUGAAAAAAGAAUUGCACUAGAUCGUUUUUACGGCCAUUCGGGAUGUAAUAUCGAGUUAUUAAUAGAGUUAAUUUUGCUCCUGGCACCAGGUAUAAUGGGUGGAGAGAACUACAAUUACCCUGGUGGUGGGGCGAAUUACCUCUGCCUUCCACACAAUCCAAAAUAUGACAAGUACAAAAAUGGCCAUCAGUAUGCCGGAUACGUGUACGGCACUGAAUAUCAAGUGAGUCAAUACAACGGAGACCCUUUUAAGAGAAAUCUCCAUGAUCAUGAUGCGCCAUGCGUUGUCUGCUUCGUCAAGUCACGUGGUUCAAUGCUGAUGAUGCCCGCAAGGAAUGACUGUCCAUCUGGCUGGACCGAGGAGUAUCAUGGGUACCUAAUGACUGCAUAUCAUGGCCACAAGCAUUCAAGUGACUUCGCCUGUGUUGAUGGGGAUCCGCAGUAUGUUUCUGGUAGCCACGCCAACAAAGAUGGUGCUUUGCUGUACGCUGUGGAAGGUGUUUGUGGCUCACUUCCGUGUCUUCCUUAUGUCAGCGGUCGAGAGUUGACAUGCGCUGUGUGUACCAAGUGA
This is a messenger RNA of Porites lobata, 9262 nucleotides long. Lineage: Eukaryota; Metazoa; Cnidaria; Anthozoa; Scleractinia; Poritidae. The record is from the annotation of a GenBank genome assembly.